AUGCCCAACAGAAAAGCGAAGAAAAACAAGGGCAAAAAAGGGACAGGUCGUCGCCAAGACAAAGCGUCUGAUGCAUUCUGCUGGGCGAACUUACCCCUCGAAUUAAAGGAAGAGAUAUUGAAGUACCUGGAUAUCAAUCAACUCCUCAAGCUCGAAGCCGCAAUGGGCCUGGAAGACACGCCAGCCGCCAGCUACCCGCCAACCGAAGCAGCCCCUCCCAAAGAGAUGUUUCGUCGGAUCGCUCACGCUCUCAUGUUAUUCGACCUCGACAUUCAUCCCAUGAUGGAUCUGAUGCGCCGUUACGACGCCAUCAUAUCGGGAUCCUGCGCCCUUGCAGUCAUACUAGACAGCGACUUCGUGCCCAACGACAUCGACGCAUACGUGAAGACAGAGAGCGCGUCACCCUUUGUCGACGGCCUGGUCAGAAAAACCAAGUACGAACGCUCGUCCCACCCGAAAGACACCAAGAUAUACAAGGGCCAACGCAACGGGAUCGUCAAGAGCUAUAACCUCGUACACGCGGUCACCGGAAAGAAGAUCAACAUAAUCGAAACUGGAGUCUGCCCCAUCUCAACGGUAUUCGCGUUUCAUAACACAGUGCUGAUGAACUUCAUCGCCUACUGGGGCGUAGUGUGCAGCUAUGGCACCCUCACAUGCCGAAGGAUAGGCCUAGUAAACAGCACCAGUUUCAACGAGGGGAGUAGCAAGACGAUGGCGCCAGCGACAGAGGAAAGUCGACAAAAGUACAAGGCCAGGGGAGUGAAGAUGAUCUGGAACUACCGAGGGAGGGAAGACGUGCGUAAAUCAUGGGCCGACAUCAGAAACCACGUAUGUGGAGAAUGGGAGUACUGCCCCAAGACCAGCCGAAACCUGAACGACUCCGGAGUGGCGUGUCUUGUAUUUCCUGAAUGGAGAGACAAGGAAAUAGAGAUCACAAUGGUCCAUUGGCGCCUAGCAUCGGAAGGCAGGUGCAAAAUCGAUUUCGGGAUGAAAUUAGGAUGGGUACACAGUUCCGAAGGCCAAUGCAUCUGGUUGUUAUAG
Molecule: messenger RNA, 1041 nt
Organism: Coprinopsis cinerea okayama7#130
Lineage: Eukaryota; Fungi; Basidiomycota; Agaricomycetes; Agaricales; Psathyrellaceae
Exons: 3
Coding region: 1-1041 (346 amino acids)
Molecular function (GO): protein binding
Source: RefSeq, a predicted model, not a curated record